GUCAGUCUCUCUCUCUCUCUCUCUCUCUCUCUCUCUCUCUCUCUCUCUCUCUCUCUCCCUUGCCCCUACAGAUUCCCACGCUGCUGUACCACGGGAUGGAGAGUGAGAGAGUGGAGAAGAGGGAGCUGAUCAGAAGGGCUGUGGAAGUGGAAGGGUGCCCUGUCCGAGUCCUGUCAGUCCUGUUAUGACGUCCUAUGAGGGAGAAGACAACAUCGAGUACUUUUUGGGCCUCACACCAGCUGGGGUCGUUGUACUCAAAAAUAAGGCGAAAGUGGGGAAUUAUUUUUGUCCGAGAAUUUCCAAGGUGUAUUUUCGUGGGAGAUUUUUCAGAGUGAAAGAUAAAAAUAGCUUGGAGAACACCUACGGCUUGGAGACACCCAGUAAGUCAGCCUGUAAACACCUGUGGCAGUGCUUCUUCAGAUUGACUCAAGCUUCUGGGAAUUCUACGGAUGCUGUCUUCUCCCUUGGAGCUAAGAUUGGGUCACAGCAAGAAGGAUGGUGAGGUGAGGCAGGCCAGGCUCAACUCAAGGAUGCAGCCAGAAUUUACAAGGAUGCCAAGUAGGAGAUACCCAGUAAGUCAGCCUGUAAACACCUGUAGCAGUCUCCCUGCCCCUCCCUGCCUCCCCCAGAGCUUGGAGAACACCUACGGCGUGGAGACACCCAGUAAGUCAGCCUGUAAACACCUGUGGCAGUUCUGUGUUGAGCAUCACGCCUUCUUCAGAUUAACUCAAGCUUCUGGGAAUUCUGCAGAUGCUGUCUUCUCCCUCAGAGGAGGAUUGUGGAAAGUGCACAGGACAGGUACAAGGAGAGAGUCCCAAGUCCCUCCAGUCAACUACUACUACUACUACUUCUGGUGGUCAUGACUAUUGGGUGUUGAGAAGGGCCUCCAGUGUGGAUAGUCAGUUGUCGGUGGACUCCAGGGCUCACAGAAACACAGUUACAAGAACGCACCAAGCAUCUCUACCCCAUAGAAGGUUAUACCCCAUUUCACUUAAUCAGAACUGAUGGAGAGCAUGGAAGGAUUACUAUCUACACCAAAAAUAUGAUAAAUAUACAAGUUCUAAAUCAGUUCUCUUUUAUAAACAGGAAUAUUGAAAUAAGUACAACAAAGGUAAUUGUAGGGAGCACCAGUUAUAUUAUCUCAGUAAUUUACAGGAUCAAUAGUAAACAUAUAGUUGUUAAGGAAUUCACAGACAUUAUCAAUAAUUUACUAGUUGCUGAAACUUUUAAAAAUAACAAAACAAUUCUCAUUGGGGACUUUUAACAUUAAUUUACUUGAACAUUCCACUCAUCUUCCUACCAACUUAUUCCUCAACACAAUGCAAACUCUGCAUCUCACACAUCUCAACCAACAAGAUUUCCUGACAGCCCUGACCUUGGUCAACCAUCAUUACCAGACCAUAUCUGGACUAAUUUCACACCUCCAUCAUUAUCAGGUAUUUUACAUUAUUGUAUGACUGAUCAUCUCCCCAUAUUUAUAAAUAUUAUACAACAGUCUGUGCCAAACACCAAACAUAAGAUUGUCUUCAGAGACUUCAGCACAAAUAACCAAAGUUUAUUUACCAGUGAACUACAAAGGAUAAAUUGGUAUAAAAUACUUAAUCUAGUAGACACAAAUGAUAAUUUUAACCCAUUCUUUAAUAUUGUUUACGAACUCUAUAACAAAUGCUUUCCAGUAAAAACCAAAUAUAUAACAGAAAAAAGACUCCAAAACGCAUGGCUAACUACCGGAAUAAUUAAUUCUACUAAAUAUAAAUGUAAGCUUUUUAAGAUGUAUAAACUUGGUCACAUUUCACACAUGAUAUUCAAACAAUGUGGGAACAACCUAACCCAAGUUAUGCGUGCUGCCUGAUCCAACUGUUGUGGUCAAAUAUUUAGUAAUUUCAGAAGCAACACAAAAGAAAUCUGGCAAACAAUCAAUGAAAUAAAAGGCAAUACACAAAAUAAAAACACAAUUAAGACAUUGCAGUAUAAUGAUUUCAUAUUCAGCAGCCCGUCUGACAUGGCCGCCACAAGUAAGCCGAUGAUGGUGAUGAUAUUGUUAUUUUUGUGUGUGUGUGUGUGUGUGUGUGUGUGUGUGUGUGUGUGUGUGUGUGUGUGUGUGUGUGUGUGUGUGUAAAAACUCCCUUUUAAACUCAACUA
This is a messenger RNA of Scylla paramamosain (green mud crab), 2142 nucleotides long. RefSeq names its product band 4.1-like protein 4. The transcript has 7 exons. The record is from RefSeq and is a predicted model, not a curated record. NCBI's taxonomy places the organism in Eukaryota, Metazoa, Arthropoda, Malacostraca, Decapoda, Portunidae. The coding region runs from base 185 to 502 and encodes 105 amino acids.